Messenger RNA from Photinus pyralis (common eastern firefly), 1241 nucleotides. RefSeq names its product phospholipid scramblase 2-like. The transcript has 7 exons. The coding region runs from base 153 to 1010 and encodes 285 amino acids. The record is from RefSeq and is a predicted model, not a curated record. Gene Ontology annotation, cellular component: plasma membrane. Gene Ontology annotation, molecular function: phospholipid scramblase activity. Lineage: Eukaryota; Metazoa; Arthropoda; Insecta; Coleoptera; Lampyridae. Gene Ontology annotation, biological process: plasma membrane phospholipid scrambling.
GUUAGUAGUUGGGUUUGUUGUAAACGUACGCAACGCAACAUAUCCGAUAUAAUACAUACCUAUGUAGAUAAGAUUAUUGCUAUCUAUUGAUUAGUUCUUUUUUGACACAAAAAAGUAUUCUUUUACAGAUCGUGUAAAGCAUAGAUUCAAGAAUGCUUCAAAUUCAAUUACAAAGUGCACCGGAAAAUUCGUAUAUUAUAGAAAACCAUAUUACAGACAUAGAUUUACCCGUCUAUAACGACAGAGAUGGUGCAGCAAUUUCAAUUCAGCCGCAGAAUACUGAUCACAAUAAUGCCGUCCCCAGAAGACCUAUACCAGUUUCAACUGUAGAUUGGCAAACAACAAACAUUUCGCAAUUUAUACCAUUGCACGGUUUGGAUUUUUUGAGAGGCGCGGAACAGCUUUACAUUCAACAAACAAUUGAGCUUACUGAUUUAUUGGCACAUUUAGAAUCUGAAAGUCGAUACACAGUAAAAGUGCCUCAUGGUGAAACGUUAUACUAUGCCGCUGAACAAUCCUCGUCGUUUCAACGGUUGUGUUUCGGAACAUCUAGAUCGUUUGUUAUGAAGUUGUAUGACCAAACUCAACAAGAAGCUUUACAAUUUCGAAGAAGAAGCUCAUGUAUUUUCUGCUACGCACAAAGUUUAGAAGUUUGGCUGUCUCCGGGAGAUUUUGUGGGGGUUGUAAAACAGCAGUUGAAGUUGUCUGUACCGACAUUCAAUAUUUAUAAUAGAGAUAAUGACAUUGUAUAUCGCAUUGAAGGUCCUCAUACGUUUGCAUGUACUUCGUUAGGAAAAGAUGCUCAUUUCAAGAUAUUCACUGCUGAUGGAAUGACUCAAGUAGGAAGCGUAAAUCAUCAAUGGGAUCAGUUACAAGUUGCAUACAAUUUAUGUGUCCAGUUUCCCAGCCGCACCACUGACACAAAGCAUAAGGCUCUUUUACUAGGAGCAGCAUUUUUAUUGGAAUAUAUGUAUUACCAAGGCUCAAAACUAUUAAGGUGUAGAUGCUAACAAUGGAGUAGGUAUCUUCUUUUAUUGCAAUAUACCUGGCUCGCUUGUAUUCAAUAUGCGAUAAAUGGCUACGAAACGAUAUUGUUUUACUUACCUGCAUGUGACUUUAUACUUCUUAUGAUGUAGAUGCUUUUGAACAUAUUGAUUAGGUACAAUAUUUAAAUUAGUUUUGUGACUUGAACCGAUUCUUUACCUACAUAUAGCAUAUUGAAUUAAAUAUAUCUCUUUAAA